Molecule: messenger RNA, 1816 nt
Organism: Xenopus laevis (African clawed frog)
Lineage: Eukaryota; Metazoa; Chordata; Amphibia; Anura; Pipidae
Gene: ip6k2.L
Product: inositol hexaphosphate kinase 2 L homeolog
Biological process (GO): inositol phosphate biosynthetic process; phosphatidylinositol phosphate biosynthetic process
Cellular component (GO): cytoplasm; nucleus
Molecular function (GO): kinase activity; inositol hexakisphosphate kinase activity
Source: RefSeq, marked provisional
CAGGAAGGAGCGGCUAUUCGAGGGAAUAAGCUACUGUAAAGGACAGACCAGAGAAGCUCCACCCAGACCCUUUGCUCUCUCUAAUGUGCAGUAACGAUGAGCCCUGCCUUCGGAGCCAUGGAAGUGGAGCACUACGCAAAGGGAGUCCUGCUCGAGCCUUUUUUACACCAGGUCGGGGGACAUUCGUGCGUCCUUCGCUUUAAUGACAAAACAAUCUGUAAGCCAUUGAUUCAAAGGGAGCAUCUGUUCUAUGAAACACUCCCUGCAGAGAUCAGGAAGUUUACACCACAGUAUAAAGGUACGUUUUCCCUUCUUUCUAUGGAAGCCACGUUUAUUUCAACUGUUUCUGGUAUCCUCUGUUCUCCCUAAAACGCUUCUCUGCAGAAGCCUUUGGGGAAUUUUUUUGUUCUUUUUCACAUAUUUCAAUGUUGUCAGGGACAGGCUUUGAUGCGUGAGUUGGCGAUGCUUACCAUUGGGUCUCUUGGCUGACUAAAAGCAUUACAGUUUAGACAAGCUGUGCUUGGGGCCUUAAGUCUCCCAUAGUCUCCCAGUAGGUAAGUGGAACUUGUUCAGACCAGCUCUUAGAAAUAAAUGAUCAUCUGAAUCUUUCUUUCCUCUGUGCUAUCAUUUUCUUCUGCCUUCACUCUUUGAAAGCUGAUUACAAUUCUCCCAUUUAUAUUUUAAUGUUCCUGCUUAGAAUGAAAUGGCCUAAGCCUAAUACUGAAGAGGAAAAGGAUGACAGGGAUAAAUAACCCAUUCUGUUUGCAUCCUGUAGUAAGUAAUUAGACUCGGAUGCCGUUAGUUGCAACUCUUGAAAUUAUCUGCUUUUGUGAUACUUUCUGGAUAACGUUGAAUAUUCUUUUCAGUAUAUUCAUUCUUUUUCUCAUUUUCCUCUUUCCAUAUUUCUCAUAUAUAUGGACUGUAUGAGGUCCUUCAUUUAACAAAAGAAACACAAAUGUGUUAAUGGUAUAUAACAACACAUUUAAAUGUUCUUUGAAAGGUUGGGAACCAGCAUUUAUGACUGUUGUCUUAUCGUCUCUGCUUCUUUCCACUAUUUUGUUUUUAGUAUGGUGAAGGGUGGUCUAUUUACACAGAAUUAACUGUGAUAUAUUGACAGGCUGUUUGCUAGAUGGCUUUAACCCUCUAUCCUUGUAGCCAUUCCUUUUUGUGCUUGGAAGCAGUGGUCUGAGCUUCUGCAAAACCUUCCCAGCUACUGUAAGUCCAGGGUCCUGCACCUCUCUCCCAGCAGUCCUGAGGGACAUGAGCAGCAAGAACGCAUGCAGACUCUAGAAAGCAGAGAGACUUAAAGGACAUUUUUGGGGCACUCAUGGAUAAAACUUGAAUGAUUCAGAUGUUUCAAAGACUUUUAGAAAAAGUCAGUUCUUUAGAGACUGAUGAGCAGAAGGUGCUUCCAUGGUUUCAACAAAAUGCAGUUUACUUUGUAUCUUGUGGGUUUUUUAUUUAUUUAUUUUUUCAAACUGCCCUGCUGCAACUCAGAAAACAAGUCAUUUGCUUUAAAUAAAACCUAAGUAAUCAUGUUGACUCUGAAAAUAAAGCUUUACAGAUAGUUUGUUUCGUUUCACGUUCUGUUUUGCUUUGCUUGUAGCUCUACUAAUCAGGUGCCUAGAUCUGUCUUCAGUUUUGUGAUAUACUGAAUGCUUUUUUUCAUACUUUUUGAUUUUUUUUUUGCUUUGCAACAUUGCAUUAUGGAAACACUCUUGUGUUUCACUGUAAGAUGUAAAUAAGAAAUGUUUUACAUCUUUAAAUACAAUCAAUAAAAACGUCAUCUUAAUAAAUUUUAUCCAGCAUUGAAAAA